AUGAAGAAAAAGGUCAAACAAGAAAUUUUGCAAUGCAGCUUAUUUAGCGACAUAUCAGCUUUGCUUCAUGAACAAUUUGUAGAAUUCAAUGAAAUAAUUAACUAUUUUGCUCAAGAACUAACUUCAUUGCUGAACCUUGCCGAAAUAAAUAGAGCAUUCAAACAAACUCAUGAAGAAUUAAUUGAAAAAGCGAAAUCUUCUCUUGCUUCAGCCUAUGACUUAGAAGCUGAAUUUUCAAAAGCUUUUCUCCAUGCGGAUUCCAUUGCAAAAGACAUGGACUCUUAUAUCUCCAAAGCAAUCAAAAAUAUUCGCUUAUCCCUAGAUGAUACCAAAUUUAUUAGAAUGAGCACUAGUGAAUAUACUAAUUGACCAAGAAUAGCCCACUAAGGAGCCAUUCUUGGUCUGCCAAAAAAAAAUUUUGACAAAAGAUCCUAAUCUGCCAUUACCACUGAGUUUUGGUGUUUCCAAAUUUUUUGGGCAAGCCAAAUGCAAUAAAAAAAAUUGUUCUUUUGCGAUGAUGCAUUUGGCUUGUCAAAAAAAUUUGGCAACAUCAAAACUCAGUGGUAAUGACAGAAAAGAUCCUAAUCUGCCAUUACCACUGAGUUUUGGUGUUUCCAAAUUUUUUUGGCAAGCCAAAUGCAUCAUCGCAAAAGAACAAUUUUUUUUAUUGCAUUUGCUUGCCCAAGAAAUUUGGAAACACCAAAACUCAGUGGUAAUGGCAGAUUAGGAUCUUUUUGUCAAAAAUUUUUUCUGGCAGACCAAGAAUUGCUCCAUAGUGGGCUAUUCUUGGUCAAUUAGUAUAUUUAAAUUCAGAAACCUCAGAAUUUACCCAAGAAAUAACCCAAAUUAUCCACAGUUCUAGAUGAAGAAAAAGAGUCCUAAUAUGAGAAGAAGACAAUCACAUUGCUACUGUUCAAGCGUAUAAAAGGCCACAGAUUACAGUUGAAAUCCGCUUUUCUAACUCUAUUACGUCGAAUUUUUCAGCCCUUGUACCUGAAUUGCAACAAAGAUGCACAGGGGCAAGAAUGAAAGGAGUUCCAAGCUGCCGUGACAAGUUCGAGCAUAUUGAAAAUUUAUUUAACCAUCAUUCACAAAUUCUGUGCAAUAUAAACCACUUACACAAGACAUCAUUGUAUAUUGGAUUAUAUUUGGAGAAGCUGGAAAAAUAUUUUAAAGAUCUAAUGAAGCAGGGUGAUUUGAAAUUUAAAAAAUAUUAUUAUAAAUCCAUAUUUUCAGACAAAGAUAAGCUGGAAAUUUGAGAUAUUGAGCAUGAAUCAAACUUCAUUGACAGACUUAUUCAAAUCAGAAAACUAAUAAAAGUCGAAUAUCUCAAGCUAGAAAGCCAUAUAAAGUAUAUUCCUCUACAGUUAAAAUCAUCAAGAGAAACAUGCAUUCCUUUAAAGUAUAAAAAAGAGAAAUAAAUGGUGCUGUUGACGGAAAUUGGUCUCCGAGGCACUCCCUAUGGAGCAGGUAGGAUCCAUCCUGAUGAAGCUGAAAGCAGGACCUCUGUCCUAAAUGAAGUAUGCCUUCAGGCUUAGGGAUACCUUGACGAAGAGAGUUUUGUUUCUCCCCCAAAUGUUUUCCUAUCCUUGCCAGUUGGCGAGAUAGAUUUUGCCUCUCACAUAGUUUUCUUCUAUCGGGGUUAUCGGGGUCCCUUCAGUAGAUAGCUCUAACCUAGGGAGCUUAUCCUUAGGUUAGGUGAGUUUCCCAAAAUUCAAGAGGGUGGAAUUUUGGUUGGGCCGUACACCAUUUGCACUCGGAGGCAUAUGCAACAAGCGCAGGCCUUCUGGAGUCAAGGUGGCCUGGAGACUCGGGCCCCGCUUAUGGCCGUGUAAAGCUUUUAACUUUAAUUUUUAUCUUUAAAGUAUGAAGAGUUUUCUUCAGAAAAAGAUUCAUCAAUCUUGCAAAAGUGCAAUAAUUUAUUGCAAUUUCUCAAUAAUAUCAUUCAGGCUAUUGAUUCUUGUACAGAUCACAACUAUAAACCUCCAUCAGAAAAGCAAGAAGAGACCAUUUGAAAAUUUAUUGAACUUUUUAAACCAGUAGUUGAAAUUGGACUGAAUGAGCUUAGAGAAGCUACUAAGACAAACUACGACUCUGAAGUUCUAUUUAAAAAAAGAAUGCAGAGCAUUCCAGUCUAUAGAAGUUUGCAUAUAAAAUCUCAGCUUCUAAAAAGACUACAGCUCCAUUCAAUUGCAUCUAAUCUUGUAGAUUCAAGAAAGCAACUUAUUGAUGCAAUGAAAAUGACUAUUGAAGAAACAGGUUUGGAUAUGCCACAUUGAGAGAAAAGUAUUAGGGUCUUAUCAAUUUCAGUUUUGAAUAUUAAGGCAAUUGAAUCCAAAGUAACUCAUUCUUAUACUCUUAACCAUAUAGGAUAUCAUUCAUAUAAUUCAUCAUGAGACUUAAAGAGCGAAAAAGAAAAUCAUCCAAACCAAGAAAAUUAUGUCGCAGAAAUUUCUGAUAGCUCAGAAAGCGAAAACAAUAGCAGCUUUAUAAUGGAUUUGAGCGAAAGCUCAUUAGAAUGUAGUAUAGCUUUUUUGGCACAUUUGCUUUAAAAGCCCUAAGAAUUGAAUUAGAGAGCGAAGCUUAUUUCGAUGAUAUACAUAUUUUAGCGAAGCAGAGAAAGAUACAUAUAAUUGUCUCAGACUAAUAAAUUUAAAUCUUUCUAAAACUGAUAAAAUGUUUAAUUUUCUCCUUUCAUGUUUAAUGCCCUGUUUAUUGAGAGUGGUUUCUCAAAGUUGAAAUAUGGGGAUCUGCGAUGUUGGCAUGUAUGAUUCUUUUUUUAGCUUUUUUGAAUUUGGUGUGUUGCUCCAUUUUUAAAACUUUGAGAAAUUUAAAUAGUUUGGCAUGCCAAGUUAAAAUUAAAAUGUGAAUAUGUAGCUGACAACACACUCAUCCAUUUAAAAUGAAUAAAGAGAGGCAUCACUCUUUAUAAAAGAUUAAUUGUGAUAUCGUUAUUAGCAAUUUACCAAUAAAGCGAUUGAUAGCUCUUCAUAUAAUACUCCAAUAGGUAUACCACUAAAAUCUCCAACAUAAUCUUGACUAUCUUUGAUUCUUAGAAUAAAGAUAGAGUUUAUUAUGUAGAAAUAGAUGUGUAAGUGGAAAAAUGGCAAUAAUCCAAAAGAUGUGCUAUUAAAUCUUGACUUAUCAGUGCUUCUUAACAUUAAAAUGGAGUCAUUUUGGAGAAGUAGUAUGAGGAAAAUAAAACUUCAAGAGGGACUUGCCGAUAAGGCGAUUGAUAGUUCUUGACGUGGCAGUACUCCAAUAGAUUUACAAUUAAAAUCUCCAGUAUAAUCUUGACUUCUUGUAGGUUUUAGAAUAAAGAUGGAGCCUAUUAUAGAGAAGUGGUUUGUGGAGAAAAAAAAUUGAAAAGAGGGGUCUUGCCGAUAAGGCGAUUGAUAGAUCUUCAUGUGGCAGUGCUCCAUAGGUGUGCCAUUAAAAUUCUCCAACAGAAUCUUAAACUUAUCUGUGCUUAUUGAAAUUAAGAUAAAGUCCAUUGUGGAGAAGUCGUAUGUGGAAAAAAUAAAAAUUGCUAGAGGGGAUUCCCGAUAAGGUGAUUGAAAGCUGUUCAUGUGUACAGUAACUCUUGACUUAUUUUAUAUAUUAAUAGUAAAGAUAAAGCUCAAUACUCAAUAUCACAAAAAAUGCUUUAAAGAAUAAAUUUUAUCAAUAAAAUCUAAUAAAAUAAUCCCAAAAUUAUUUUCCUGCUAAUUUUAGCUUGACAUAUAAAAAUAUUUAGACUCAUCAAAAUAUUAAAAAUGGGAGGAACUCACCAAAUUCAAAUAAGUUAAAGCCAAUCAGAUCCUAUUUGAAUUUUUAAGGUCAAAUGAUUAUAAUCUUCGCCAAAACGCUCUAAUGAAAGCAAGGCAUUGAGCAUGAACAAAGAACUUAGAUGCUUUAUAAGAAACUGCUACUUAUUUUAUUAAAACAGAUUUUAAUUUAAUAGAUUCUAUAAAUUGAGGAAUUUUUGCUUUCACUUUAUUUUAAUUACAGAAACUUAUAUUAUAGAUAUAGAUCUUGCCCCUCUUUGUUAAAUCUAAUUGAUUUUAAAGCAAAUGCGCAGAAAACGCUAUAUUCAUUCAAAUGGAGAAUUUGUAGACCAAAAUGCAGUUUCAGCUGUUAAGUCAAAUAAGAUGCUAUAUAAAGCAUUAAAAAAUUAUCCGUCUGAAGAGAAAAUCAAAGACAACAAAGCAUUUUAUUAUAUAAACAAAUUAAAUAAAGAAACCAAGGAAAUACAUUCUAAAGGAAAAAGUAGCUGGAAAAAGGAGAUUAUAAAGCUACGAGAAAAAGAGGACUCUAAGAUUAGACUUGAUAUGAUAAAAGAUAUUUACAAUAGCAGAACAGAAAGAGAGAAGAAAUUAGAUCAAUAUUUACCUCAAGUCUCUCAGUCAAGUAAUUUUAGUUUAUCAAAAAUCCAGUCGGAAUCGAUUUUAGAUGACUAUUCUGAACGGCUAGAAAAAGCAAAAAAAAGAAGGCAAGGUCUUAAUACAAAAAUGCUUUUAUCAUCUUUGGACAUGGAUAGGCUAUCAAUUGUAAAAGCUCAAAACCAUCGAUCUGAACUUGAAUUAUAUAAAAAAAUCCAAGAUGAGAGCAGAGCAAAAUCAUCAAAAUCCAUGACUCCCCCUCCGUGAGCGAAACAAAGCCAUUGGAAAAAUCCCUAUUUUUGCCCAAAAGCCCACCCUCCGUGAGCGAACAAAAAUUUUUAUGAAAUAAAAGUUGAUAUAUAAAUGAUUGUUAAUAUAAUGAAAUCUCUAGCUAAUUCUGUUUAAUUUUAAUAAAAUUUCAUUUUAAAACAUAAAUUUUACAAAUUAAAUAAAUAUUUGCUUUUAUAUUUUCGCGAAUGGGAUUUUUUUUUAAUCUCGAUAAAAAAAAAUUCUAAAAAUUUAGAUAUAUAAUUUUUAAAAAGCAAAUUCCUCCGUUGGGAGUAAGAAAAGGAACAAGAGAAAUCGAAAGCGUGUCAAAACUGCUUAACAAUUUAGAAGUAUCCGAUAAAAUUAAAAUCAAUCGAGCAGUCACUUCAAUGAAAAAAUUCGCAGGAGGUAACUUGAGAAAAAGAGUAAGAAGUGUUCAGAGAGAUAAAAGUGUAUCUCCUCUAUCGAAAAUAAAUAAAAUACGACAGGAAUUUGAUUUAUAUAAUAAAAGAUCUGCAAGGGUUAAUAAAACGUUAGCAUCGAGUACUUUAUGCAAAGAUGGUGACACAUUUUUAGUAAGUUUAAGAUAA
This is a messenger RNA of Blepharisma stoltei, 5218 nucleotides long. The record is from the annotation of a GenBank genome assembly. Lineage: Eukaryota; Ciliophora; Heterotrichea; Heterotrichida; Blepharismidae.